Molecule: messenger RNA, 2155 nt
Organism: Branchiostoma floridae (Florida lancelet)
Lineage: Eukaryota; Metazoa; Chordata; Leptocardii; Amphioxiformes; Branchiostomatidae
Exons: 8
Coding region: 47-1048 (333 amino acids)
Source: RefSeq, a predicted model, not a curated record
CUGGGUACGAAAUAAAUUCCGUUCCGCAGACAAACCUGGUCAGUUGAUGUUUUCGAUCUCUUCAACAAGGCCGCGUUUUCUACCCUCUUCUUGGUUCUCCUUGUAUUUGCAGGUGGACAGAAUGGAUCACCGUUUGGUGUGUUUGACCCUUUUCCUGGUGUUACUGGCGGACACGGCGAGAGGCCAAGGUUGUGGACUAUCAGCGUUUCAACACGUCCCCCAGACUCAUUGUCGGGGAGAUAUAAGCACAACUAGUGAUCGUUCUGUCGAGGCCUGUGCUCAAGCGUGCUGUGACAACCCUGACUGCAAGUCAUUCCAGUUCAGCACACUGCGCAACUGCUAUCUGAUAAACAAGAUCUGUACUGCUGAGGAGAAAUUCCGUACACCCGCUGGCAACAUGUACGAUCGGAUUCAAGGAGAAUCGAAGGCACCACCAGCACCAGCAGAAGGUUGUGGACUAUCAGCGUUUCAACACGUCCCCCAAACUCAUUGUCCGGGAGGUGAAAAUCUCCUAAGCAGAACUAGUGAUCGUUCUGUCGAGGAUUGUGCUCAAGCGUGCUGUGACAACCCUGCCUGCAAGUCAUUCCAGUUCAGCACAUACGGCGACUGCUAUCUGAUAAGCAAGAUCUGUACUGCUGGAGAGAAAAUGUCUACACCCGCUGGCAACAUGUACGAUCGGAUUCAAGGAGAAUCGAAGGCACCAGCACCAGCACCAGCAGGUUGUGGACUAUCAGCGUUUCAACACGUCCCCGGAACUCAUUGUCUGGCAUAUGGAAAUGUCCUAAGCAAAACUAAACGUGGUUCUGCCGAGGCCUGUGCUCAAGCGUGCUGUGACAACCCUGCCUGCAAGUCAUUCCAGUUCAGCACAGAGCAGAACUGCUAUCUGAUAAGCAAGAUCUGUACUGCUGGAGAGAAAAUACGUACACCCACUGGCAACAUGUACGAUCGGAUUCAAGCUUCCAAGCGUAUGGUUGAGGCGAAGGAGACCCUGCAAGACUUACGCGACGUCUUGCUGGAUUUGGAGGAGGCAGCCGAGAUCGACCAGUAGACCAGGGACCUAAAAGACAUGGAAGAAGCCGGCUUGGAUGAAGACGCCGAAAAGAAGAAGGGGAGCUGAAAAAAAUAGAAGAAAAAGCCGGCAAGGCUGAAGAUGAUGAGUGAAAGUAAUCCAAACGAUCCUUAACUCUCAAGCGACUAUCCUAUAACUAGCAAUGCUUAUCAGAAGUUCUCAUUUAUGACUCCACACAACUUCUUGUUAUCUACUUGGAAAAUAGAUACAUAUCAUUCAAGAACAAGUCGAUAGUAAUUCAAUGUGUAAAACAUAAACUUUAAGACAGAUGUCUGGAUCGCUUGAGGGAUAUUUAAGGUGCCAUUUUGGAUUUGCGAAUGAAGCACAGAAGUCGAGACAAAAAAGAAUUACAUGUUUCUAACCUAAUAAGAUUUAGUUAUGGGGUCCAAGUAGCAAAGUUUUGAGAGAAGUUUGAUUUACAUGUUUCUAACAGAAUGAGGUUUAGUUAUGGGGUAGCAAAGUUUUGAGAGAAGUUUGAGUUACAUGUUUCUAACCUAAUGGGAUUUAGUUAUGGGGUCCAAGUAGCAAAGUUUUGAGAGAAGUUUGAUUUACAUGUUUCUAACCUAAAAAGAUUUAGUUAUGGGGUUCAAGUAGCAGAGUUUUGAGAGAAGUUUGAUUUACAUGUUUCUAACACAAUGAGAUUUAGUUAUGGGGUAGCAAAGUUUUGAGAGAAGUUUUAAGUACAAGAUUCUUACUAGAGGAAUUAAGUUAUGGGGUUCGAGUAGCAGAGUUUUGAAAAAUGUUUGAAUGAAAGGUUUCUAACCUAAUUGAUUUAAUUAACCGGUUCGACUAACAAAUCUUUUUAGGGAAUUAGGUGUUACAGGUACGCACGCAUGCACACACACACGAGCACUCUUACAACAUGCACAUUUAUAUGAUUUUACACCUAUUACAAAAAAUCAACUGAACGCCAAUGAUCUCAAAGUCACAGAACACCUCUUAUUCAUCGAUUUGUAACGAAGUUUUAUGAUCUCAGCUCAUGUUCCACGAUGCAACCUUCCAACCAACUUUCUUACAGCUUAUGGAAUCAUUUUGAUGAAAAUUUUAAAUUUGUGGAAUUAUAAUAAAGUUGGUGUUUGGUUUAAA